Messenger RNA from Hypanus sabinus (Atlantic stingray), 2558 nucleotides. It is a transcript of the gene larp7, whose product is annotated as La ribonucleoprotein 7, transcriptional regulator. The transcript is spliced from 15 exons. The coding region runs from base 174 to 2036 and encodes 620 amino acids. Gene Ontology annotation, cellular component: nucleus. Gene Ontology annotation, molecular function: mRNA binding. Gene Ontology annotation, biological process: RNA processing. NCBI's taxonomy places the organism in Eukaryota, Metazoa, Chordata, Chondrichthyes, Myliobatiformes, Dasyatidae. The record is from RefSeq and is a predicted model, not a curated record.
UUGGGGCAGACAGGAAGAACGCGGGUUCUUUAAUACGGCGGUGGCGCGCGUUAUCGGUUUGCCUUCUGUGUAGUCCCGUCAUCUGCGAGAGGACUGAACACCGAGUUGUGAGCCCAGCAGAAUAUCACCCUGCACUUUGGGGAUUGAAACUUAUUGCCUGGCUGCAGUGAACUAUGGGAGAGACUGAGAAAGUGGCAAGUGACCCAGCACACACAGAAUCCAAUAUCCAGAAAAAAGAAAAGGAGAAAAAGAAAAGGUCACGAGUUAACAAGGUGCUUGCUGAGAUUAAAAAGCAGGUUGAAUUUUGGUUUGGUGAUGUAAACCUCCACAAAGAUCGUUUCCUUCAGGAACAGAUUCAAAAAUCCAGAGAUGGAUAUGUUGACAUAUCUGUGCUGACAGUGUUCAACAAAAUGAAAAAGUUAACCACUGACGUAAAACUAAUAGCAAGAGCAUUAAGAAAUUCAGAUGUUAUUGAGCUUAAUGUAGAAGGAACAAAAUUAAGGCGGCGCAUGGCAUUAGGAGUGCAGCCCCAAGACAUUGAUGACCGUACGGUUUAUGUGGAGUUGCUACCUAAGAAUGUUACUCACGGCUGGAUAGAGCGUGUAUUCAAUAAAUGUGGAAAAGUAGUCUACAUCAGCAUUCCUCGUUACAAAACAAGUGGUGACCCUAAAGGAUUUGCAUUUGUUGAAUUCGAAACUCUGCCUGGAGCCCAGAAAGCCAUUGAGUUAUUGAACAAUCCUCCAGAAGAUGCACCGCGAAAGCCUGGUGUUUUUCCCAAAACAGUCAAGAACAAACCAGUUCCUGGUCUUAACUCCAGUGACAACAACCAGCCAGAAGAGAAGAAACAAUUUGUAGAAGAGAAGAAAAAAAAGAAAAAGAAAAAAUCUCGAAAGGCGGAAUGUUGCAAGUCAACCGCAGAAGCGACAGACCAAUCCCAUAAACAUGCUGAGGCCUCUGAAAAAGUGAGAGGGAACCGAAUUGUGUCUGACUGCUCUGAAACUGAUGUGCCAGAUCUUUGCAAGCCUAGACCAAAAGGUGAAAUGCGUAAACGAGAAAAAAUUGAAGAGACAAGUCGGAGAAAGCGAAAGAGAAGUAGUCCUGAAAAAGCGGAAGAACUAUCCUCUGCAAAAGUGAGGAGAGUCACUAGCAGAGAAAAAGAAAAGACAGACAGUGAGAAGGACAUCAAAGAUGCUUCAACUGAAGAUGAGCAUGGUUCAGGUGACAAGAAAGAUGAAUCUAUGUCAAAAAGCAAAAGAAAACGGAAGAAAAAGCACAAAGAUAGACACAAGGUGGAAGAGGAGGUUAUACCUCUGAGAGUAUUAUCCAAGAAAGACUGGAUGGAUUUAAAGCACGAAUACUUGGCACUGCAGAAGUCCAGUAUGUCCAACUUGAAGAAAACAAUGUUAGAAAUCAAACAGAAAAAUGACAGUGAGGGAAUUGAGGAGACUGACAAAACCAAACAGGAAUGUCUAAAUGCCAAAGCAAAGGUUAACGAUGAAGGAACCUGUCCCUCUGUGAAGGUUAACACCCUGGGGCCACAGUUUGUGAGUGGAGUCAUUGUGAAGAUCACCAGUACUGAACCCCUGCUGGGCAGGAAACAGAUCAAGGAUGCUUUGAUGAAGUUGUCUGAAGUUUUGUAUGUGGACCUCCUUGAAGGUGAUACCGAGGGACAUGCUCGGUUUAAAACUCCUGCAGAUGCCCAAUCUGUAAUGAAAGCACAUCGAGAAAUACAGAGUAAAUACAACUGGAAACUUGAACUUCUCUCAGGUGAUGGUGAGCAGCGUUAUUGGCAGAAGAUCUUAGUAGAUAGGCAAGCAAAAUUAAACCGACCACGGGACAAAAAGCGGGGUACUGAGAAGUUAAUUGGCAAGGCUGAAAAGAUUAUCGUGGCCAAGACGCACAAAGCUGAUGGAGGGAGCCAAAUGAUCUUCCAGUUCUCUACACCAACAAAUUGCAAAGGAAAGGCUGAAAUUUCGGCAGACAGCUUGGGGCAGGCCACCAGACAACCCUAUCAAGAAAGUAAUGUGGGAUCAUAAAAAACACAAAAUGCUGGCAGAACUCAGCAGGCCAGACAGCAUCUAUGGGAGGAGGUAAUGACGACGUUUCGGGCCGAAACCCUUCAUCAGGAGUAAUGUGGGAUCAUAUUUGGAUGAGGACCAUACUGAAGAAAAUGAUGACAAAGUUUUGUAUCAGAAGAAUUUGGUUAAUUCUGCAGUUUUAAUUAGAGAUACUACAAUGCAAUUGAUGUUUUGAGGCUUGCUUUCAUUAGUCAAACAUUUUUAAAUGUGAUCAAUACGUAUCUCUGUUCUCUCACUUGAACACAAACAUGUCUCUUCAACUGAAGCAUUUGUACAUGCAUAAUAUGGAUAUAUUUGAUUUCAGAUUAAUUGUGGAUUGCGAAUUUUUUAUAUAUAUGUAACUAGAUGUCAGAGUUUAUCUCUGGUUAAGGGUUAAAUAGGUGGUUGCUGGACGGUGCAGUUUGUUGGGCUGGAAAGGCCUGUCCGGCACUGUAUCGCCAAAUAAAUUAAUGAAUUCAAUAAAUGACGGCAUAUUCUCAA